UACGCGUAUUUUAUCAAGUGAGCCCUGUGUAUUGAUAGUUAGCUGAACUCCUAUAAAAGAUCAUGCUCUGCUACUUGACUCUUGUCAGUUAAAAUGAAGUAAACGGGUAGUGCCGUUAUUACAAAAAAACUAGAAAAGAAAAGGUCUUAAUAAUGAAUGAUCAUGAGCGUCCUCAUAGUUGCCACAUGGACAUAUAUAGAAUCAUAAUCUGGAAUUUAUACUUUCUUUGCAUAUAAUUUGGAAAGGCAGGAGUGGAGAUCAUCAUAAAGUUCAAAGAAAAUGACAGGUUAUAAGCUAGCUAGUCAAAAGUAUCUCCAAAUUUCGCAUAUAUACUCGUCCAUUUUGAGCUCCAAUAUCUACUGCUACAGCUAAUAGGAUGUAAAAGCUGGCUACUCCAUAAAAUAUGGUAUUAAUACACAUGCACGGUCCUUCAGGCCUUGACUGGCCUCUAUAAACGUAGAAUGAAUUUGAGCAUUAAAAAUGGAGAUAUGCUAUUUGAAGUAGGUUGAGUCCACCUAAAAACCAUUAAAUGGAUAGUCCAUGAUGCAGAACAAGUGCAUAUUGCUUUAUGAGUUGGAAUCAUCAUCGAAAAUGUUGUACUGUUUAAUUAGAGAGUUAAACAGUGCAGUACAGGAAAUGGUUCCCAAAUUGAAUGGUCUGGAGGAGCAUAUAUCCACUUCUUUUCUUUUUGUAACUUGUUUAAUGUCCAUCUGUUUUUGUAUUGGGGAUUUGACGUAAUGUUCUUACUCUUUCAGGUUUCACACAUUGUAGGAAUGAGCGUUGCUCACUGAGUUCAAAGAAGUAUUAGAUGCCGUGCACAGUGAGAGAGAGGAAGAACUGUACUUUCCUGGCACCUAGCUCCACUAGAAAAGAUGCGUAUAUAUGUUGGCUACAUGUCGUAAUAUAAUUCAUGAAAAAAGGAUUGCAUCACAUGGCGGAAUUCACCCUAUUGUAAAGCCAAUUAGAAAGAAGAUACAGGAAACUCUCGUGGGUCAAUGUUUGAUUAGUGGUGGAGGAAGUAUAUAAUUGUUCAAUCGAUAGAGCAGGGAAAGGAUGAUUCUGCAGUAAUUAAUUACAAUUUUUUUCGAAAUCGGGAUCCGUCAAAAGGAAGCUAAAAGUUGGUUUCUUAAAUGUUUAAUUUGUAGUAGAAGAGAAUAUAUGUGUAUGUUAAACUAUGUCAAAGUUGGUUUCUUAAAGCAUUGAUGUGAUCAGAAAAAUUCAAAAGCAUUUUUCUAAAGAAUAUUUAAUCUUGCUUUGUUCCCACUUAUUCCAGGACCUUGUCUUUUAAGGACCCGCUGAUGUCUCUGGCUCAGCUAGCUAGCUAGCUAGCUGUAUAGUUAGCUUAACUGAGCAUAUAUAAGAGAAGUAGUUGACAGAAGAGACCACAUUGGGCUCUAAUAUUGAUGUACGAAGUUGAACUGAAGCUAAUUGAAGAUGAAGAGUUGUGACAAGUGGAGCCCUAUUAUUGCGAUGGUAGCCAUUGAUUUUGGCUUUGCCAUAGUAAACUUACUUCUCAAGAGGAUCGUUGACAGUGGAAUGGACCAUUUGGUCUUCAUCACCUACAGGCAGUGUAUUGCAACCAUCCUUUUAGCUCCAAUUGCCUACCUUUCCGAAAGGAACAGGAGACCCAAGCUGACAUUUGUUAUCUUAUGUCACCUUUUCUUGAGUGCAAUUGUCGGGGCAUCUCUCACACAGUACUUCUUCCUUCUUGGAAUUCAAUACACGUCUGCUACUUUCUCGUGUGCUUUCAUCAACAUGGUGCCGGUAAUCACGUUUCUGAUGGCCCUACCGUUUCGGCUGGAGAAUGUGAACAUCAAAGGCAGUACUGGUGGGAGAGCCAAAGCGGUUGGUGCACUAGUGUGCCUUGGAGGUGCCAUGAUACUAACCCUCUAUAAAGGGAGUCCUUUAUUUAACUAUUCACGACCGGGACCUGCAACUCACAUCGUAGAUCAAGCUUUGAAGCUAAGCUCAGGUAAAAGGAAAGAGAGAUGGACCUUAGGUUCAAUGGCCAUGAUCUCCGGUACCCUGUUGUGGUCUUCAUGGUUCCUUCUUCAAUCUUAUAUUACCAAGAGCUACCCAUGUCAGUAUUCUAGCACUGCCAUCAUGUCUUUGUUUGCUGCAAUUCAAUCGGCUGCCUUAGCUGUUUCCAUGGACAGAAACUUUUCCAUGUGGGCUCUCAAGGGAAAAGAGGAAAUCUUAACUGUCAUGUAUGCUGGGAUAGUAGGAUCUGGAAUGUGCUAUGUGGGGAUGUCAUGGUGUGUGAAGAAAAGGGGUCCCCUUUUCACUGCAGCAUUCAGCCCCCUUAUUCAGAUAAUAGCAGCCAUGUUGGACAUUCCCUUCCUACAUGAGCAGCUUCACCUUGGGAGCUUGCUGGGAUCAAUAACUGUAAUUGCCGGAUUAUACAUCCUCCUGUGGGGAAAGAACAAAGAAAUGCAAAAUUGUGUAGCCAAAGUAUCCCAGGGAACUGAAGAGAUUAAGGACCAAGAGCCAUCUUCACAAGUCGAUAUAUUGUAGUUUACUGUGACUCUCGGCACUCUUGACUCGUGUCUUCCGCUCAAAACCGCUAGACACACUAAACGUUGCUGUGUGAAUCAUAUUUUGUCUUUCACGCUCAGUUGUAAACGUUGCUGUGUGAUACAUAUUUUUGGAAGAUUUGAAAGAGUCAUGGUUGUAACGUUUGAAACAUGUGCUAAAUGAACUCUGUAUGUUUGUGUUA
Messenger RNA from Rhododendron vialii, 2716 nucleotides. Its product is annotated as WAT1-related protein At3g30340. The coding region runs from base 1435 to 2514 and encodes 359 amino acids. The record is from RefSeq and is a predicted model, not a curated record. NCBI's taxonomy places the organism in Eukaryota, Viridiplantae, Streptophyta, Magnoliopsida, Ericales, Ericaceae. The transcript is spliced from 6 exons. Gene Ontology annotation, molecular function: transmembrane transporter activity. Gene Ontology annotation, cellular component: plasma membrane.